Sordaria macrospora k-hell is the source of this 360-nucleotide messenger RNA. Lineage: Eukaryota; Fungi; Ascomycota; Sordariomycetes; Sordariales; Sordariaceae. The record is from RefSeq and is a predicted model, not a curated record.
AUGACCGACCCAUUCCAAAGCGACAGCGACAACGACGAAACCAACCCCCUUCCAUUCCCCUUUCCUCGACAUGGCUGGGACGAAGAAGAUCCCAUAGCUACGUACUACCUCCGCACACUUAACCGGGAGAUCCGGGCACUAAAAGGCGAUUAUGAUCUGGCCUGUUGCUGCCAUACGUAUAUCAAGAUGGCGGUCUUGAGUUUGAGACUGUAUCUUCCGGUGUGGGAAGGUUUGCUCAAGGAGGUUUUGGGCGAUUCGGAUACCGAGGGAGAAGCCGAAAGCGAGAGAGUAGGUGGGUUUGAUGGGUUGGACGCGUAUAGGGAGGUUUUGGAGAUGAUGGAUAUGCAUACUAACGAUUAG